Messenger RNA from Cygnus olor (mute swan), 2350 nucleotides. RefSeq names its product interleukin 20 receptor subunit alpha (gene IL20RA). The record is from RefSeq and is a predicted model, not a curated record. The transcript has 7 exons. The coding region runs from base 185 to 1999 and encodes 604 amino acids. Gene Ontology annotation, molecular function: interleukin-20 binding. NCBI's taxonomy places the organism in Eukaryota, Metazoa, Chordata, Aves, Anseriformes, Anatidae.
GCGUCCCGCCCGGCGGCGCCCGGCUGCUGCUCCUGCCCCUGCCCCUGCCCUGCCCCUGCCCUGAUCCUGCCCUGCCCCUGCCCUGAUCCUGCCUCUGCCCCUGCCCCUGCCCCUGCCCCUGCUCUGCUGCGGCCGCCACCAGCGCGGCGGCGCCGGGCGCCCCGGUGCGGGCGAUGUGACCCCCAUGGGCGCCCGCCGGCGGCGGCGGGGAGCGGCCCGGCUGCUGCUGCUGCUGCUGCUCCUGCUCCUGCCGCUGCUCCUGCCGCCGCGCACCGCCGCGCACACGGGAGAGUUGUAUUGUUCUUUGCCCAACCCUAGGAAUGUCCAUUUUGAAUCUAUAAACAUGAAGAAUGUCCUUCACUGGUCAGCACCAGAAGGUACAGGAGAUGGAGUACUCUACAAGGUGAAAUAUUCAGUUUAUGGCGUUGGCAAAUGGAUUAGGAAGCCAGAAUGCAGGAAUAUCAACAGAACGUGGUGUGACCUCUCCAAUGAGACUGCUGACUAUGAAGAGCAAUACUACGCGAGUGUGAAAGCCUUCCUAAAUGGGAUGUGCUCUGACUGGAUGGAGACGACACGAUUCAACCCUCUUACAGACACUAAAAUUGAUCCACCCAUGGUAAAUGUAUCAUCUACUGAGAAAUCUAUUUCAAUCAUUCUGACUGCUCCCGAGAAGUGGAAGAGAAGUCCUGAUGGAGAAUCAGUCUCUCUGCUUCAAGUGUAUCCUGGCCUGCAAUACAACGUGUCUGUCCUCAACAAAAAAACAAAGAAACGGUGGUUCUUCUCCGUCAGCAACAACACCUUGGUUGUGCCCUGGUUAGAGCCUGGAACAGCUUAUUGUGUCAGUGCACAGAUACAUGUCACCACACCACUUUUACACAGUGGGUUUUCCAAAGAAUAUUGCAUUGCUACUUUGAAAGAUAAAACAGCAGAUGAGAUUAUAACAGUAAUAUUUGGAUAUCUUCUGCCCAUCCUGCUGGCUGUCUUUCUUAUUUCAAUGACAUGCUAUUGUGUGCACAGGUAUAUUCAUGUCAGCAAACAGAAACAUCCAACAAACCUGGUAUGGCACUACACUGAUAAAUGCAAGGAAAAGGUUUUUAUACCAUGUGAAAAGAUAGUGGUCAACCUUAUCAGUGUUAAUGUGGAUGAGUACAAGCCAUCUCAGGAAUCCAAUCCUGAGAUAUCAGAAAGGAAAAGUCCCCGUUAUUAUACCAUUUACAAUGGCACUGAAGGGAAAGAUUUGACUCCAAAAGAAGUGCUGGAAACAAAAUACUUGCUUGAUAUUUCUCAUGAAGAUAUUUUAGAAGAAGAGGAUAUUUUAGCAGAGGGGGACAAAACUGGGAACUGGCCAUUUUAUGGCCAGCCUGGAACAAAGAAUAAUUUGAGCCAAAAAAAUGCAAGGAAUGUAGAGUAUGAACUUGAUGUAAGGGCUGAAGACUUCAGUCCUGGUCAGAAACCGGAAGAACUUGGUUUGAAAGAGAAGACUUCUGCCCUAAGGGGGCUUCUCAGUGAGCCACAAAUUGCUCUGGGGGACUUGGUUAACGUUAAAACAGGACAGGCGUAUUGCCCCCAACUAGACGUGAGGGCAACAGACCCUUGUUUGGGACAGGAAUUAGAGGAACUUAAACUGAAAACAGUUGAUGCUGUGGAUGAAAUCCCAGGUAAGACCCAUAUCGAUUUGGUGGACUUGGAUGCUGAAAAAUCUGGGCAGACAUCCUAUCCUCAGCUGGAAAAAAUAGCACACAGCCUCACAGAGAAAGAGAGUGAACAGACCAUAUUAGUGGAUUGGGAUCCUCAUACUGGAAGACUGUAUAUUCCUACUUUGUCCAGUGUUGAAAAUCAGGUGUGUGAAGGACUGUUUAAGUGUGAUGACCCUGACAAAGAGGGAAUUUUGUCCAGACUGUAUGAGAAACAGUUAUCUGAAGAACCAUCAGAGGACCAAGAAAUGUAUCUCCUGCAAUUCAAGGAACUAUGGGGACUGCAUGUAGAAAUGGAGGACUGAACAGUAAUUUUCUAAAAUACUAUAAAAUGCAAAGUACUUUUUACUUUGCCAAAGAGAAUGAUGGACUCAGUGGUACAAACACAUCAUAACAUAUUGAAGUUUUCAGAACUGUCACAGUUGAGCAAACUAUUCAUGAUAUUUAUAACAAUUUCCAGACCUGAUGUAAACAAUUUCAACUCUCAUCAUAGACCUCUCAGGUAAAAUACAAUGGUUAUGAGAUUAUUGUAUUUUUCAAAGAAUUAUCUUUUUACAGAGAGUGCUCUGUUAGAAUUUUCACAUUGUGAUUCCUAAGAAAACAAAUCGUUUUAGUUUGAAAGCAGUUCUUUUUAGCAAUAAAAAGCAGCAAUACGA